Messenger RNA from Cooperia oncophora, 942 nucleotides. Lineage: Eukaryota; Metazoa; Nematoda; Chromadorea; Rhabditida; Trichostrongylidae. The record is from the annotation of a GenBank genome assembly.
AUGGGAAAACUGACGAAUCUGGUUCGGCUAGGUAUCAGGUAUAAUAAGCUUCGUACGUUACCGGCUUCUCUUGAGAAUUGUAAUCAGUUAGAAGAGUUCAUCAUUGAGGGAAAUCAUCUGCAACAACUGCCUGAUGCCAUGCUCACAUGUCUCCCAAAGUUGCGAACGGUAAACCUCUCGCGCAACGAGUUAUCAGGUUUUCCGCAAGGUGGACCGCAGCAGUUUGCUUCAGCAGUUACGGUCAACAUGGAGCACAAUCGUAUUAAUAAGAUUCCGAUCGGUAUUUUCUCACGAGCCGUAGGUCUCACAAAGUUAAAUUUGAAGGAAAACGAGUUGCUCUCGUUACCUCUGGAUAUGGGCACGUGGACAUCUAUAACGGAACUGAAUCUGUCGACCAAUCAGUUAAAAGUGUUACCAGAGGACAUAGAAAAAUUGGUCAAUUUGGAGAUUCUCGUUCUGUCGAAUAACCAACUCAAAAAGAUGCCCGCGCAAAUAGGAAACCUCAAGAAGUUGCGUGAACUUGAUUUGGAAGAGAAUGAUCUGGAAACCAUUCCGAGCGAAAUUGGAUUUCUUCUCCAGUUAACCAAGUUGUGGGUGCAAUCUAACAAGCUUAUCAGCUUACCUCGCACCAUUGGCAAUCUGGCCAGCCUUCAAGAUUUGCGAGUCGGUGAAAACUCAUUAUCUUGCAUUCCCGAAGAAAUUGGACAUUUGGAUUGUCUUAAGUCUCUUUAUCUUAAUGACAAUCCCUCACUGCACAAUUUACCAUUUGAACUUGCUCUCUGCUCUUCGCUGGAGAUUAUGUCCAUUGAAAAUUGUCCGCUCAGUCAGAUUCCUCCAGAGAUUACUGCAGGAGGCCCUAGCCUUGUUAUUCAGGUAUGGUUGAGCACAUUAUUUUUUUACAUUGAAACUCCAAUGAACUCGGAGUGGCAUGAAGUUCGAUGA